AUGCGGCGCGUGCACGUGCAACAACACGCUUUUCGAAGAAGGACGCUUCCCAAGAUCGCACCACGUGGUUCUCAGGUGGAGAAUGACGACCGUGGAUCGGAUGACGGCCAGGGCUCGUCUGCUGAGCAGCUGCACCUUCGUCACCACUCUCGGCGUGUGCGACUUGACCUUGAUGAGAACAUCUCAAUGGCCCUCAUGACGAAGCUGCAGGGAGCCCCUCUGAAGAAGCUGUCAGUGAGAAACAAUGUAUUGAGCUCAGACAGCAUACAUGCCUUGGCCUGUGUAGUCUUUUUGCCACAGUAUGCUUUGUCUUCCCUUCUCGAGGAUCGCUGUCCUCGACUUGUCUUGCAACAACCAAAUUGGUGGCCGUGUCGCAUUCUGAGCUGCGGCAGCAGAGCUAUCCAGCAGCUGUUUCUAGCUAGCGUGGGUCUCCACUUCAAUGAAGCGUACCAAGUGGCGACGGAGAUGCUUGCAAUGUGCGGUAGCCUAAAGCAUGACCUCUCUGAGAACAAGAUUGAUAAGAGAAGUAUGGCGGCACCAGCCGCAGGUGUUGCGCAGAACUCUUCACUAGGCAUCAUGCUUUUGGAAGGUGUCGAGGGCUUUGGUGCCACAGAUGUCACUGCUUUUGCCAACUGUGCAUACUGUUGUGUGGAUUCCAUCAGAAUCAAGCUGGGUUGGAUCAAAGUGAAUGAUCAAGCCUGCAGAGAACUCGGGAAGAUAUUUAUCAAGGAUCUUUCGGCCUGGCUGCGUAUAGAUGUCCUUUGGCAUGUCCACAAUGUCGCAGACUUUGCCAGAGUGCUGAAGCAGCGUGGAAGGCUUGAGGAGUUUACUGUUCCAGCACUCGGGUGUUCUCAGAAAUUGGAAGAGUCUGCAAACUUCUUGCCACGACUUGAAGCUGCUGUGGAACACCUGAUAGACAUACUCACACCGACAGACAAUGUUAGGUUUCAAAGAGUGAUAAAUGCUGGAUGUGUCGGGAAUGCCGAGAUGUUGUCCAACUACCUGGUCAGGACAAGGACACUGUGCAAACUUAAGUUCAUGCACGGAUCCCUCCAUGGUUGGGAAAUUCCAGUCUUCAUGGAAGCGUUAUCGACAACAAGAGCCUCGUUAAACUUGACUUUGCCAAUGCUGGAGUGGAAAGUUCGUCCAAGCUGGCCACUGCCUUGCUUCAGAAUCGUACACUAUAGUCAUUUGUGCGCUAUAUAAUUUCAAGGCGGAGGAGCCUGGAUUCUCUCAGAUCACUGCAUCGCCACUGAUUGUUUGCUUUAUACAUGUGCUUGAGGACAAACCGCUGCCAUCUGCUUGAUGCAAUCACUUUUGUGCUGGGUGAUGUGACUGGUGACAAGCGGUGCGCCGAGGCAAUUGAGAUGGUCAGCUGCAGCAUAAACUGUGAUCUUGGAUCGCAUUGAGAGCCUUGCUGGAUGAAGCAUAGACUGAGAGGCGGAUUAGAGCUGCUGAGUGUCGCCGCAGAAAUUCCUUUAGGCUGACAGCAGUCGUGAGCAGUCAACCAGUCUGAAGGACUGCAGAUCACAGAUA
This is a messenger RNA of Dermacentor andersoni, 1536 nucleotides long. RefSeq lists its product as uncharacterized. NCBI's taxonomy places the organism in Eukaryota, Metazoa, Arthropoda, Arachnida, Ixodida, Ixodidae. The record is from RefSeq and is a predicted model, not a curated record.